Messenger RNA from Xenopus laevis (African clawed frog), 2055 nucleotides. It is a transcript of the gene aup1.S, whose product is annotated as AUP1, lipid droplet regulating VLDL assembly factor S homeolog. The record is from RefSeq and is marked provisional. Gene Ontology annotation, cellular component: lipid droplet; membrane; endoplasmic reticulum membrane. Gene Ontology annotation, biological process: ERAD pathway. Lineage: Eukaryota; Metazoa; Chordata; Amphibia; Anura; Pipidae. Gene Ontology annotation, molecular function: ubiquitin binding; acyltransferase activity.
CGGCCACUGAGGACUACAGUUCCCAAUAUGCAAUGAGCAGCCACUCAGGAGGCGCCACGUCAGGAUGAGACAUGGCGGCUUUAGCAGUACAGUGAGAUGGGGAUAGAGAGUAAACAAGGGGCUGAGUGAGUGGGAGUCGGAGCCUGCGGCUAAAGCGGAGACAGUGCUUUCAGGAAGGAAUUGCUGCCGCAUUUUCUCGGGAGACGUUAUUGCCGCUUGUGUUGGGCCCUUCUUAUAUAGGGCCCCUGUGUGACACGUGACGGCCCUUUCCUCCUGGGAAGUUGUGGCAGAUUAGUGGCCCCAGCUGCACCCCAAUCUGCUGCAAACACCCCUCCCCUGUCAGACGGGCCCCACAAACCCUUCAGGGCCCCUAACUGGACUCCCCUCAUCUGGAGAAGCACUUGCAGCUGCUCAUUUAAAGGCGAAGCUGAGACACUGGGGUCCCAAGGCCCAAACUGGAUCUCACCAUCUACAGAACCAGCGACACAGGGCCCUAAACCCACUGGAACCUUUCUAUUGUCCUACAAUCCCAAAGUGAACAGGCUGGGGGCCCGGGGCCCUAACUGUGCCUUUCCUGCCAAUACUCGUCUCGCCCAUUUGGAAUCAUUCAAAACUGUGUCAUUGGGGCUUUAAUUUCAUCUUCCUGGUCCAUAGAGACCCAUCAGGGACCUGACUCUUGUGCAGAGACCGCUCAUUGGAGGGACGACGAGACUCCACACUCUAAACUCAUGGAGGCGUCUGCUUCAAGCAGGAGAACGAUGGAGCAGCCAAGCCUGGAGAGUAUGCUAGAGCUGCAGCGGUUCCCCAGAAAUCCAUUUUCCCUUGUUCUUCUCCUUUUAUAUUUUCCCUUUGGUCUCUGUCUCUUUCUGAUCCGGCUGUUUAUUGGGGCCCAUGUUUUCUUGGUGAGCUGUGUUUUGCCUGAUUCUGUCUUUAGAAGGAUUCUGCUUCGGGUUAUGAGUUCGGUGCUGGGAGUGUAUGUCAGUCAUUCUGAGCUGCGGCCGUGGGACCAGAGGGGGAAAAUCUUGAUCUGUAACCACAGAACUGCCUUUGACCACAGUGUUAUCAGCAGAAUUGCCCCUUGUUGCUCGCCGUCUGUUUCCUGUGCCCCGGGGUUCCUGUGCUGGGCUCGGGGCUUUUUGGAGUUGGGGGCCCUCGGAAGUCGUACUCAGUUAAUGGAGUCCCUGAAACAUUAUCUCUCCCAGCCUGGGGGUGCCCCACUUCUGCUGUUCCCAGAGGAGGAUACAACCAAUGGUAGAACUGGACUUCUUCACUUUAGCUCGUGGCCCUUCUCUCUCUCUGACUCCGUUCAGCCGCUCAGUCUUACAGUGCAGAGACCUCUCAUUGCAGUGGCUGUCUCUGGAUGCUCCUGGGUUACUGAAUUGUUCUGGCUGCUGUUCAUCCCCUUCACAGUUUAUCAAGUGAGAUGGCUCCCGUCUGUCUGUCGCCUUCCCAGAGAGUCUGAUGAAGAUUUUGCAUGUCGUGUGCAGCAGAUUGUGUCUCUGUCGUUGGGAGUCGUAGCAACAAGACACACAGCCGCAGACAGAGCCGAGUAUGUGAAGAGGAGAAGGUGUGAGCUGCCGGCUCCCAAAUCUCAGCCCCUCUCCCCCACACACAUCCAGAUGGCACAACAUGUGAAGGAGGUGCUUCCUCAGGUGCCCCUCUCAGCCAUUCAUAGAGAUCUGGGCCACACAGGGUGCGUCGAUACAACAAUCACCAAUUUCCUGGAGGGGCGAGUGACUUUUGUAGCAGAAGAAGAAGAAACAACGGGGGCGGCUGAAGGGACUUCAAAAAGCAGAGUCAGUAGGCCGCUUCCACAAGGAUUUGCCAAGAAACCUGAGGAUCGUCACCUGUCCCUCCAGGAUCGCAAACAAAUUCUGUAUGAGUGUGCCCGAAGGAAGUACCUGGAGAAGUUUGGCUCUGUACCCGGAGAAGAGGAGGAGGAAGGAGCGCGGGGUUGAUCGUGUGUGGGGGGGGUCACUGUGGGGUAUGGGACAAUGAGGGAGGGACACUGGCAAUGAUGACUUUUUUGCAAGGGAAGAAAAAUCAAUGUAAUAA